AUGUCGCUACGUAUGCUUCAGAAGAAGGUUGGUGCAACACCAUCCGAGACGUCAGCUGAAGCAAAAGCCGCAGUCCAGCCAGGGGGGCGCAAACCUGGACAGGGAGGAGGAGGCUACUACUCUUCCACGGGUGAUGCGCCACAAAGCGGAGGUGGAAGCUACUAUGACACACACAAAGCCACAGGUGGUGCUGCUGGUGGAUCUUCAACCAUGUCAUCAGGCUACGUUGCUUCUCCUGGAGUUCGUGGCGGUUUUCAUGGCAGUGAUGCACAGAGAGCACAUGUGGAGGCAAUGCGUCGUUCAGUCGAGGAAUCUGCGCCAGCAAGUAUGCCCGUGCAGGACGUUGCUGUGCGGUCGCACCUAGGGCUUAAUGCUCUGAAGGAGAGAAAGCAGAAAGAGGAGGAGGAAAAGCAAGCAAAACGAGAGGCAGCCCGAGCGAAGCGACGCUCGGAAGCCACUCAGCAAGAAGUCGCUGACGAGCAGGCGCUGGCUGAAUGUGAAGCACAAGCGUGGCAAGACAGUGAAAGCAAUGAGCGAGUCAAGUAUGAAGCUGCUCUGGUGGUCCGAAUUGCUAUCCGAUUUGGAAGUGCAUCAGUUUGGACCAAGAUUGCGGAAGCGCGUGCAAGAGGUUCUGAACUGCCCUUGGAUCCACGUAGAAUCUAUUUGUUGGCACACCCUGACAAGUGCCCCUUGCCAGAAGCGGCGGAUGCCACAGCGAUCUUGAAUGCACAACGUCCUCCAGAGAUGACAGAGGCACGUCCACGAGCUGUACCAAAGGCUACUGCGAAAGCACCGCCUGCAGCGGCCCCUCCAAAGGCUGAGGCUAUGCCGGAAGCGGAUGUGGAGGAGGCUGUGCCGGUCGCCCAGAGGAUUCGUUUGUGCCGGUCGCCCUUGGAAUGUUUUCAGGUGGGCGAAGAAGUUCGUUUGGAUCCAGAGAGUGGAAAGGACUGCUGCACACCAUGGUGCAUUCUUUUGGCUGCUUGGCUCCAGCAGAAACUCCAGCUCCCAGUACAGCGGCGGGACAUGCUGGAAGCGGAGCACCGGAGGUUGGGAAGCAAUGCAGGAGGCUCUUGCGGCUGUGCCCCCCAAACGAAUGGAGGCGGAGCCUGCGGAGCCUCCGGAGCCUGCGGUUCCGGAGCUUGCGGAGCUGGGGCCAAUGUGAUGACAGGGAUUUGGAACCUACCGCAUCGUGGGGUCGCGGUCUUCCGUGAAUCGCCCAGUCAAGCUCCGGCGUUCUGCAGUCAUUUGUCAGAGGAACUGCACAAGUAUGCAUUUGGCACUGUUCGUUUCGAGAAUAUCGACGUUUCCAGCGUGAGUUGGGCAGAGGGCCAUUUAUCUGAGCUGUUUGUCACCUUAAGACAAGCUGGGGCAACAUCGCAGAGAAUCAAGGCGUACAAAUGUGGAGCCAAGGAUGCCAGUAUUUGGAGCCUUUGCGAAUGGCUCGUGUGCACAGAAGCAUCCAAGCUUCCACAAGAGAUCCAUUUGUCGCACAAUGAGCUGACCACAGCAUCUUUUCAGGCUUUGGUCACAGUUCUGGAGGUGAAGAGCUUACGACACCGACCAAGCUAUCCCUACUGGAUUCGGAUCGAGGGGAAUCGAGUCUCCCUGGACGUCAUCAAUGAACUGUCCAGGGUGGGGAAAGCUUGCUUGGCCGUUGGCAAAUGUGCGACCCGUGGCUGCGAACUGAUGCAGCAGGGGCAGACUUUGACGCCCGCAUUACUGCACCUGCGCUUUGGAGGCAACCAGCGGCCGGCACCGACGACUGUGGCCACCUUCCCUUCUGUCGUGAGUUCGAUGAGUGGUGUUGCUCCACAGGCUCCGGUGCUCAGGGCCACUGGGUGGGGCUCGGGCUCCGGGGAAGGGCCGGGGGAAUCAUUGGCUCCAUCUGCUCCAGAGAACCCUUCUGCGCUGCUGUCAAAGAUCCGGAUUGCCACGGACAUGAUGAAAGAACUAGAGGCAGCCAGUGGAGAACCCACGCGAUCUUUGGCAGAGAAUGCCGCUCAAUGCGCUCAAGAGGAGCUGUUGGAGGCAGCCCACCUGGCCUCCAUGGCAGCGAAGACUGCAUGGCAGGUGACGGUCCAAAAUGGGACAGCCGAAAUGCAGUGGCAGCACAUGCAGGCGAACAUGCAGCAGCAGCAACAGCAGCAGCAGUACCAACAGCAGCAGCAACAACAGCAGCAGCAGCAGCAGUACCAACAGCAGCAGCAGCAGCAGCAGCAGUACCAACAGCAGCAGCAGUACCAGCAGCAGCUUUGGCAGCAGCAAAUGCAGCAGCAGCAAAUGCAGCAGCAGAUGCUUCAAGCCCAGCAGUGGCAAGCGGAGUUUCAAGCCCAGCAGAUGCAAUGGCAGCAGCUUCAGGCACAGGAACAAGCCCAACAACAGCAAGCGCAACAAGCGCAGCAAACGCAACAAGCGCAGCAAACGCAACACGUGCAACAAGCGCAGCAAGCGCAACAAGCGCAGCAAGCGCAACAAGCGCAGCCGCAAGCGCAGCAGAUUCAAGCCGACGAGCAAAGCCUCAACCACCAGGUGCCGGAUGUCUCCAUAUCUGCAGAGGAAGCUUCUGAUGUUGUCAACAGGACAAUCAACAGGGCGAAGGCCAAGUUGGCUGCUGCAGAAAUUGAGGCACGGAUGAAGGAGAACCAAGAGCCCCCAAAGGAGCCCCCAAAGGAGUCUCCGGAGGAAUCCAAAAAGGCGAUCCCGGAGCCCAAGAAAGGACAGAACGAGGGACCGGAUGUAAAGGAGUCCAAAGAUGGUCCUCCGCGGCGCACUUCAGCCAAAGAGUCGACCUCCGAGCCCAGGCGACCAGAUUGGGACUCGGAUGUCAAAGACCAUUGUAUGAAGUCUCUUGUAACUCAUUGUAACUAAUAGCUUCUUGUUACUACUAGUAAGGCACUUGUUACUAGAAGCGAUGCACUUGUUCCUAGUAGCUUAUUGGACACGACUGGGUGAGCAGGGACAGAGAAGGCUCAGAUGGCUCAGAUGGGUCAGCAUUCUGCCGCACGGUUUCCCGCACGACGUCACGAAGUGCUGCCCUGGUUUCGCACCAAAGAGUCCAUACUGGGCUCGGUGUUGCACGCAGUGGAUACCCCAGCUCUUGCUCAGGGACAGACAUUGAGCAAUCCACUUUUGGUCGCACUUUGACACUUCCCUUGAAUCCGAUCCGGUUGUCA
Durusdinium trenchii is the source of this 3173-nucleotide messenger RNA. The record is from the annotation of a GenBank genome assembly. Lineage: Eukaryota; Dinophyceae; Suessiales; Symbiodiniaceae.